UGCGUAUAGCGGAGCCCGUGUGUAAGAUGCGGAACUCGCUGUCAUAUGACUUUCAGGUUUGUUGCUAAAAUGCUGCUGAUCCGAGGCUGAAGUCUCCACAAAAGAAAUGGAGGAGAUAAGAGUGUCUCCUGACUACAACUGGUUUCGAAGCACUGUGCCCCUGAAACGAAUUAUUGUGGAUGAUGACGACAGCAAAGUGUGGUCACUGUACGACGCUGGGCCGAAGACCAUCAGGUGCCCGAUCAUCUUCCUUCCUCCUGUGAGCGGCACAGCAGAGGUUUUCUUUCACCAGAUUUUGGCGCUCACUGGCUGGGGCUAUCGGGUCAUUUCGCUCCAGUAUCCUGUCUAUUGGGACCUAUUGGAAUUUUGUGAUGGGUUUAGGAAACUUUUAGACCACUUGCAACUGGACAAGGUGCACUUAUUUGGCGCUUCCCUGGGAGGAUUUCUGGCUCAGAAAUUUGCAGAGGUGACUCACAAAUCACCUCGAGUGCAUUCUCUGAUCCUCUGCAAUUCAUUCAGCGACACGUCCAUUUUCAACCAAACGUGGACGGCCAACAGUUUCUGGCUGAUGCCGGCCUUUAUGCUUAAGAAGAUUGUUCUCGGUAACUUUGCCAAAGGACCUGUUGAUCCCAAAAUGGCAGAUGCUAUUGACUUUAUGGUCGACAGACUGGAGACCCUGAACCAGAGUGAACUGGCCUCUAGGCUCACCCUGAACUGCCAGAACUCCUACGUCGAACCUCACAAAAUAAAGGACGUUGCAGUCACCAUAAUGGAUGUUUUUGAUCAGAGUGCUCUUUCCAAUGAGGCAAAGGAGGAAAUGUAUAAGCUGUACCCCAAUGCAAGAAGGGCUCAUCUCAAAACUGGCGGAAACUUCCCUUACCUUUGCAGAAGCGCCGAAGUGAACCUUUACAUUCAAAUACAUCUGAGACAAUUCCAUGGGACGAGGUACGCUGCCAUCAACCCAGCUAUGGUUAGUGCAGAGGAACUUGAAGUCCAGCAGAGCAGCCUGAACAACUGCAGAGAGAGCGAUGAUGAGUCAUGAGAAUAGCUACAUUGGGCCAACUGCAGAAGUAUUCAGUGGCGUUACUAACCACCUGCCAGAGAGCUCACCCUUGGGUCUCAUGGUUUUCUACAAUGGAUUCAAUCAAAACAGUGGACUAUAAGAGCUUAUUUUUACUUUACAGAAAUGAUAUUUUGAUAUUGUAUUAUGAGUGUAAAUAAUUUUCGAUUAGGUACUUGGUCAAAGCCAAUUUCACAGGAUGCCGUUUUGAACUUGCUGCCUUAUGUGUUAUAAAUAUCUUGCGUCUGAUCUGG
Molecule: messenger RNA, 1314 nt
Organism: Colossoma macropomum (tambaqui)
Lineage: Eukaryota; Metazoa; Chordata; Actinopteri; Characiformes; Serrasalmidae
Gene: spg21
Product: SPG21 abhydrolase domain containing, maspardin
Exons: 9
Coding region: 107-1042 (311 amino acids)
Cellular component (GO): cytosol; trans-Golgi network transport vesicle
Molecular function (GO): CD4 receptor binding
Source: RefSeq, a predicted model, not a curated record